AUGCUGACAUUGCUUAAUUUAUUUAGGCUCAUUAACCGCACGGUUACCUUUUCCCCUUUUCUUUCUCUCUUUUCUUUAUCUGUAAUUAUCACUUUUACUUUGUUGUCACAUAUAAUUGCGCGAAUUGCACUAGGAACAAGCGAGCACACCAACAUGUCUCACUGCAAGUUCGAGCACCCCCGUCACGGCCAUCUUGGGUUCCUUCCCCGCAAACGCAGCCGUCAGAUUCGUGGCCGAGCACGUUCUUUCCCCAAGGAUGAUCCCUCACAGAAACCUCAUCUCACCAGUUUCAUGGUGUACAAGGCUGGUAUGACGCAUAUUGUGCGUGAUGUCGACCGUCCGGGGUCAAAGGUGAACAAGAAAGAGGUUGUGGAACCAGUGACAAUUCUUGAGGCACCGCCGAUGGUUGUUGUCGGAAUUGUUGGCUAUCGGCAGACACCUGUGGGCCACAAGACGAUUGGCACCGUGUGGGCACACCACACCAGCGUGGAAUUCCGCCGGCGCUUCUACAAGAACUGGAAACAGUCCGCACAGCUCGCCUUCACGAAGCGCAAGCAGUUCGCUCGCACAACAGAGGGACGUCUCGCUGAAGCACGGACGUUGAAGGCAUUCGAAAAGAAGGCUGACAUCAUCCGUGUGGUGGCACACACGCAACUCCGCAAGCUGCGCAACAACCGCGUUGGUGUGAAGAAGGCUCACGUAAGCGAGAUCCAAAUUAACGGCGGCACCAUUGCGCAGAAGAUUGAACUCGCCAAAUCGCUACUUGAGAAGGAAGUUCGCAUCGACUCUGUGUUCCAACAGUCGGAGGCAUGUGACGUGUGCGCUGUGACUAAGGGCCAUGGUUUCACUGGUGUCGUGAAACGUUGGGGUGUUGCGUGCCUACCACGUAAAACUCACCGUGGUCUACGUAAGGUUGCGUGCAUUGGCGCAUGGCAUCCGUCUCGUGUCAUGUACACCGUUGCUCGUGCUGGUCAGCAUGGUUACCACCACCGUACACACCUCAACAAGAAGAUUUACCAGCUCGGUCGUGCAGUUUCCAUGGAACCCAACCAAGCCACAACUGCUUAUGAUCUUACCGCUAAGACCAUCACUCCGAUGGGUGGUUUUGUUGGCUACGGUACUGUCCGCAACGACUACGUGAUGCUGAAGGGUUCUGUUGCCGGUCCUCGUCGCCGUGUCAUCACACUCCGUCGCCCCAUGGCCCCGCAAACAUCGCGCAAACUCACGGAGAAGAUUACGCUGAAGUUUAUCGACACAAGCAGUAAAAUCGGUCAUGGUCGAUUCCAGACGAAGAAGGAAAAGAGCCAGUGGUAUGGUCCACUCAAGAAGGAUCGCAUCCGCCGCGAGGAGCGCCUCCGAAAGGAACGUGCUGCCCGUGCCGCGGAGCGCAAGGCGAAAGGUGGCGCCACCACAACCGCAGCCCCGAGGAAAUCGAAGAAGUAA
Messenger RNA from Trypanosoma brucei brucei TREU927, 1443 nucleotides. Its product is annotated as ribosomal protein L3, putative. Gene Ontology annotation, molecular function: structural constituent of ribosome; RNA binding. Lineage: Eukaryota; Euglenozoa; Kinetoplastea; Trypanosomatida; Trypanosomatidae. Gene Ontology annotation, cellular component: cytosolic large ribosomal subunit; ribosome. Gene Ontology annotation, biological process: translation; ribosomal large subunit assembly. The transcript has a single exon. Bases 1 to 1443 code for a protein of 480 amino acids. The record is from RefSeq and is a predicted model, not a curated record.